This is a messenger RNA of Apodemus sylvaticus (European woodmouse), 318 nucleotides long. Its product is annotated as protein BEX4-like. Bases 1 to 318 code for a protein of 105 amino acids. The transcript has a single exon. The record is from RefSeq and is a predicted model, not a curated record. Lineage: Eukaryota; Metazoa; Chordata; Mammalia; Rodentia; Muridae. Gene Ontology annotation, cellular component: nucleus; cytoplasm.
AUGGCGUCCAAAGUCAAACAAGUCAUACAGAAUCUCACUGUGGAGAAAGACAAGAAAGGCAAAGGUGGGAAGGCCCCCACACAACGUGAAGAAGAAUCCUGCCUUCUGGAAGACGAGAAGCCUGGGGGAGCCAGGAGACUUGUGCCUAACUUUCAAUGGGCCAUACCUAAUAGACAUGUUGAUCACAACGAAGACGGAGAGGAUGAAGGGCAGGGCAUGGAAGCCAAGGGAAAGAGUAAGAAGCAGCUGACCAGGUCUUACAUGUGUCUCCUAGAACCUGGACCUGACUAUCAUUCCGACAUUUGCCUUGUGCAGUGA